Messenger RNA from Striga asiatica, 444 nucleotides. NCBI's taxonomy places the organism in Eukaryota, Viridiplantae, Streptophyta, Magnoliopsida, Lamiales, Orobanchaceae. The record is from the annotation of a GenBank genome assembly.
AUGAAUCUUGGGGAUGUAUUAGAAAAUACUUGGGAUUUUGGGCUAAUUUGCAAGAUAAUUCAGAAGUUUUUUUAUGGCACAUUGACCUCAACAUUCCAUAGUGACAUUGAACACGGCCAUGUUGGACGGACGACCCAACGCGAUUUCUUUACGUGGCGAUCUGCGGCUGAAGGCGACUUGAUUCAUCUCGGCGAAAAUUUGAUUCAUUUUCUCGAUGAGGUGUUGGUUCUCGGCAUGGGCUUCAUAGGAGGCGAGGUUGCUCAGUCGGAUUGUGCUGCGAAGAACGAGGAUGGUGACGAAGUCGCAGAGGAUCGUCGUUGCAGGAUUUGUGGAUCUGCCUUCCAUGGGGGAGGGCCGAGGCGGGGGCGGCGGCGUUUGCGGUGGAGAUGGUCGUCGAAAGCGCGAUGGAGGUUCGCUUUAGAACCUAUCGGCGGAAAACAAUAA